AUGGCUACCUACAAUUGUGACACUGGAUUUUUUCUGGUUGGUGACAACUCAACAACUUGCACUGGAAACGGCAGUAACAUUACUGGUGCCUUCGAUGGCCUAGUUCCAAUCUGUGAAGCUAUAACAUGCCCACCACUUUCCAAUCCAACCAACGGCUCUGUUUCUUAUUCGAAUGUGCCUGAUCAAAACAACAGCUAUGUGUUCAAUGUAAUGGCUACCUACAGAUGCAACUCUGGGUUUGCUCUGGUUGGUAACAACACAAGGAAUUGCUCUGGAGAUGGCAGUAGCAUUACUGGUGCAUUUGAUGGAGAGGAUCUGAAAUGUGAAGUUUUAGUUGCCUCUUCUGCAUCACUUAUCCGAGAUGUUGUCAUACCUGUUGUGAGUGUGGUGGCUGUACUAGCUCUAGUUGUACUGGGUGGAGCUGUCUCAGUAUGGAUACAUUCAAGUGAUAAGCCAUCUGUUGAAGUUAAAAAAGCCUGA
Halichondria panicea is the source of this 480-nucleotide messenger RNA. RefSeq names its product E-selectin-like. NCBI's taxonomy places the organism in Eukaryota, Metazoa, Porifera, Demospongiae, Suberitida, Halichondriidae. The record is from RefSeq and is a predicted model, not a curated record. The transcript is spliced from 3 exons. The coding region runs from base 1 to 480 and encodes 159 amino acids.